AUGCAAAAUAGCGAUCUGUCUAUGUUUCUUCAUCCUCAGACUUCCUUAGCCAAUCAUAAGGUAACUGUUGUUAUGGCCUGGUCUGUUUCGGAAUAUAUUUUUUGCAGUUACCUUCUACUCAACAGAGCCAAUUUCUGGCCCAAGUUUUGAUUGAAACUCUUCAAAACUGGUGCAUGCAAUUGUUUUGGAUGACCGUCUUCUGUGUCAUGAAUUGCUGCGGAGACGAAGAACAACCAAAAAGUCAAAUGCGUUAUUCUGCUCCUGCUGCAGAAUAUCAACCAAAAAAUAGAAUUGAAGAUAUUGAAAAGAAAGUACGUUUUUCCCAUGCAAAUAUAAGGUAUAUAAAACAUUAUUUUGCAGAUGCUCCGCCACCUAACUUCUCCCAUGAUUGCUGGACCACUUCGACCAGUUCGUACACUGAAGCGUCGAAUCUCUUCAAAACCACCGAGCGCCCAACUUUUCGAUAUUAUGGAAGAAGAGUGA
Molecule: messenger RNA, 483 nt
Organism: Caenorhabditis sp. 36 PRJEB53466
Lineage: Eukaryota; Metazoa; Nematoda; Chromadorea; Rhabditida; Rhabditidae
Source: the annotation of a GenBank genome assembly